This is a messenger RNA of Diprion similis, 1515 nucleotides long. RefSeq names its product protein BCCIP homolog. The record is from RefSeq and is a predicted model, not a curated record. The coding region runs from base 55 to 990 and encodes 311 amino acids. Gene Ontology annotation, cellular component: nucleus. The transcript is spliced from 3 exons. Lineage: Eukaryota; Metazoa; Arthropoda; Insecta; Hymenoptera; Diprionidae.
CCGUGAAGCGCAAGCGCCGCAUUCGACGGUCCGGCGAGUCGCAAAAAUUGCAGUAUGGCUGCGCCAACGAAAAAACGUGAGCUCCAGCCGAGGAACGAGAAUAUUGACAACAAUGAGGAAGAACACAGUUCGUCGGAUGACCCGAGUGAUUGCGAAAAUGAGGACGCAUCAGAGGCUGAGCAGGGAAUGGAGAUCCAGGUAGAUUUUGAGGGCCGUAAUCCUCAGGAUCCCGAUUUCAAUGGUAUUAAAAUACUGCUGCAGCAGUUAUUCCUCAAAGCUCACCUCGACCUCGGAGGGCUCACAAACUUAAUUAUUACUCAAAAUUACGUGGGAUCAGUCGUCAAGCAAUCGUCUAAUGACGCGGAGGAUUCAGACGAAGACGACGACCCAAAUAACGUUUUUGGAAUCACAACAGUCGUCAAUAUAUCCGAAAAACAGGUAGAUGACCAGCCAUGCGUGAAACAAUUGAGAGAUUUGCUGAAGCAGCUUGCAGAAGAGCAUGCUACCGACGCUACCAACGCCCUGAUUCGAAAUGUACUGGAAAACGACGCAGCUCCGUUGGGUCUGUUGAUCAAUGAAAGAUUCAUCAAUAUUCCCGCACAGAUAUCGGUGCCGCUGUUAGAAAAUUUGGUUUCGGAAAUCGAUAGGGCAGCAAAGAAGAAAAUGCCAUUCAAAUUUUCCUACUUCAUACUAAUCUGUAAGGUGUACGAAAUACCGAAUGCCAAGAAAGAUCCAAAAACGUUGAACAAAAGUAACGCACCUCAGGUUGAUGUACUCUGGAGUAAUCCUGAGGAGGAGAUAUUCGCCGAAGAAGCAGACUGCAGCUUUGAAUUUUCCGUUGAAAAUGAUUCUGAUAGUGAAUUGGCAGGGACCUGGACUGAAAGUGACAACGAGAUGAAGCCGUACAGAAAAGUUUUACUUUUUGAAUCUUCAAAACUCCAGAGUAUCAUCGACAAAAUCAAACUUAACGUUGCGGGAGCUAAUAAUUAAGACUGAAACAAAAGUUUUUAACUCUAAUCGACGAAAUCCAUUCCCUGACGAAGUUUCUAGCUGCAAUUCAUAUUUGUCAAAUGGAAACACAACGUUCGCUUGGAAUUCAGCUGGACAAUAUUCUGUUCCAUCUGAUGAAAUGUCGAAAGUCUAAUCUAUCCAAGAUAUUCUUGAAGUACAGUUUGUCUAUUUGGCCUAGGUGGACGGUAUCAGACCAAUAAAAUUACGAAGAAUUAUGAGUAGUUGUGAAUUCCUAAUAUCACCCAAAAAACAUUGAUCUCGUUACCCUUGUCAUUAGGUCGCUAAUGUACUUUUCGGAAUUUGUUUUUGAUAAGAUGUGAUUUCACUUUAUAUGACGCAGACUGCGCUUAAUCGAAAUAGUCAAACUGUACAGUGUAAGAUCGAGAUUCUAAAACUCGGGUCGAAGUGACUGUAAUAUCUGAGCAGUUUCGAUCCGUUUUCAUGUCGGCGUGUGAGACUAAAAAGCUUUUCCACACUAUUCGGUUAAAAAGGAGGAAACAAAGG